Molecule: messenger RNA, 2646 nt
Organism: Adineta ricciae
Lineage: Eukaryota; Metazoa; Rotifera; Eurotatoria; Adinetida; Adinetidae
Source: the annotation of a GenBank genome assembly
AUGUUCUUCGUACCUAUCUCACGAUAUGUUGUAUUUUACCUGGUCAUCGGACUGGGCCACGUCGCCUUCAUUCACACAGCUUGGCCGACACAAAACAGUGCUGCUGUUCAGCUAUUAGGUCUUUUUGGAGAUGCACAAAAUAUAUCGACGCCUAGUACGUUCUCUGUACAUUCACGAGCUAUGUUCAAAACAGCGAUCAUUCUUGCACAGCAGUAUGAUCUGAAGAUAAAUGGAGAAUACAUUCAGUGGCAAGCUGCUCAAACUGGUGGAGAUCGAAUAACUGCUCUUGAUAAUGUAUGUCAGACAGUAUCAAAUUAUAACACUGCCGGUAUCAUUGGUCCAGCAUUCUCACGAGAAUGUCCGACAAUAGCUGCAUUUGCUGAGAAAACAGGCAUUCCUGUUAUAUCUUAUUCAGCGACCAAUCCUGAUUUGUCUGAUCGUACCUCCUAUCCGGCAUUUUAUCGUACAGUUGCAUCCGAUAAUGGUGCUGCAAUAACAAUUACAAAGUUAUUUACUCGAUACAACUGGACAUCGGCCAUCAUUGUCUAUCAGAAUGACGCAUUUGGAUCAAGUGGAGCAAUAGCGAUUAGCGCAGCACUUAGUGCCAGUGCAGUGGCGAUUCGACAAACGAUUAUAUUUGAUGUAAUAACACGCAGUAUCCGAGGUGAUCUCAAAACGCUCUUAUCUAGUAGUUCAACACGAAUUAUAAUCUUAUGGGCGGAUCCAAGUAAUACCCCCUUGAUCUUACACAAUGCAAUCGACAAUGAUGUUCUUGGCCCGCAAUAUUUGUGGAUCUUAAGUUCGAGUAUUUCAUUCGAUACCUUCAACCAAACUUCUCAUCAAAAACUAAUCGGAAUUCUCACCGUCGAACCAGUCACAGGUAGUGUCAUCAGUGCACCAUUCAAUGAAACACUAUUGAAUGCGGCAUGCAAUGUUUGGCAAACAUACGAACCAGAAACAUUUCCAGGCGUAUCGAAGAUAGAUUACUACGGAUUGUUUGCAUUUGAUGCUACAUGGUCACUAAUUCAAUCAUUACAAAAAGUCUGUUCGUCAUAUUCUAGCAACCUUUCAACGUGUCCAUCGAUGAUAGGUUCAUCCUACUGUUUCGAUCGUCGUUUUUCCAGUACCAAAAGCUUAUUUGACGCACUUAAUAAUCUUGAAUUCCUUGGUGUGUCUGGUCCAGUAAAAUUCAAUGCAAAUACAACAGAUCGUAUUAAUGGAACAUAUUAUAUUGCGCAAAACUCUCAACUUCUUACAGACUGUCUUAAGUUUAUACCUGUACUUAAAUAUGGCGAUGCUAGAGUUUGGCAACAAUACACAGACACCAGUAUAGUUACAUGGCCAGGAAAUUUGGCAGUUCCUCCCAGCGAUCGAGGAGUACUAGAAGGUGUUGUACUACGAAUUGCCAUCAUGGAAUCUGUGCCAUUCACAAUCGUUACUUAUACAGUAGAUGAGUUUGGGCAAAAUAUAACUAAAUUCACUGGAUAUGUACCUGACCUCAUCGAUCUUUUGCAAAAACAAAUGAAAUUUGUCCCUAAACUUGUUUUAGUGCCGGCAACUAGAAGUUAUGCGGAAAUAAUACAAGAUGUAAUGAAUAAUGUCUAUGAUAUGAUGAUAGGCGAUGUCACCAUCACGGCUGAUCGACAAGAAAUAGUGAGUUUCUCCAGUUCAAUAUUUGAUAAUUCUUUACGUAUCAUUAUGCGACAAACAACCGCUGAUCCUAUCGAUUUAUUACUAUUUAUGAAGCCCUUCUCGCGUAAUCUUUGGCUGGCACUAUUAGGAACUAAUAUCUAUGCAGGUCUACUAGUUUGUCUAUUGGAAAAACAAGAGAACGAUGCACUACAGCAUCGAUCUUUCGUUUCAUUAAUAGCCAUGGGUCUAUGGUACGCUUUUGGUGUGAUUGUUGGCUAUGGUGUCGACUUUCAUGUGAGAACUGCAGCCGGACGUUUAUUAACUGUCGGCCUUUACAUAGUUAGUAUCGUUUUUGUCGCAACUUACACAGCAAAUUUAGCUUCAUAUCUAACAAUUUCAAAUUCUCAAGAUCCAGUUUCAAGUAUCGAUGAUAUUAAGAAUGGAAAGCUAUCUUUUAACCGUAUUGGAAUUCGCGUGGGUACGACAGCAGAAGACUACUAUUUACGUGAGAUUUCCGGUGGAAAUCGAAACUUCUUUACAUUAAAAUCGCUCAAUGACCUAUUCACUGAUCUUGUCAACAAUAAUAUUGAUGCCGCAUUCAUCGACAGUGGUGUAGGAGAAUACGCAACGAGUAAUAUCUAUUGCAAUUUAACAUUGAUCGGUACUGAUUUCAAUAAGUACUCCUAUGGUAUUGUCAUGCAGAAACAAUGGAUGUAUAUUCAAGACAUCGAUGUAUGCAUUUUAUCGUUUGGUGAAACAGGUGAACUCGAUGCAUUGAGAGAAAAAUGGUUCGCAACAAAGAUUUGCUCUACAGUCGACGAUUCCAAUACAGCAAUGGGAAUCGAAUCGUUGAUUGGUCUAUUUGUCACUUUUGGUACGAUCAGUAUAAUUUCAUUGCUUGUUUUUGUAUGGAAGAAGCGAAACUUUAUACAAGAAUAUCUACUAGAACUAGUCACACGAAAAAGAAAUGCUACCGGGAGAAAUGCAAAGAGACAAUCGAGAUAUUCACAGUGA